Molecule: messenger RNA, 684 nt
Organism: Aegilops tauschii subsp. strangulata
Lineage: Eukaryota; Viridiplantae; Streptophyta; Magnoliopsida; Poales; Poaceae
Source: RefSeq, a predicted model, not a curated record
AUGCCCCCGGCGCCUUUGCGCGCGCGCGUGCAGCCGCGGCUGGCCAGGGCCAGCGCCCAGUCGGGCCGGCGCCCGCACCCGUUAAGCCGCCCGCCCCGGAGGAGACCGCCGACGCCGCCGCCCAGAUCGCCCGUCGCCGUCCAUCCUCGCCGGACCUCCCCACUGGUCUGCCUCCUGCUCUGCCGCGUCGUCCCCAUCGACCACCCCGACCCCCACUGCCCCGUCCCCACUCCCCGCUGUGAGCACGCGGCCCUCUCCUCCUCCUGUCUCCCCUGCUGCACUGCACCGCCGGGCUCACCGCCAGGUCCCGCGCGCCCGCUGCUCGCCGUCCCACACCCGCGCACGCCGCUCGGGGCCACGCCCCUCGCCCCGCCUCUGUCCCCGCUGCGGCUAUCCCCAUCGCCGCUGCUGCGGCUGGCCGCCGCGCUCGACGACGCCCCACGCUGCGCGGCCCCGCUCCGCUGCUCUGCUCCUCUGCCACCCGCGCCAUCGCCCCGCCUUGCCUCGCGCCACAGCCGCUCGUCGCCCACUCGCCCGUCGCCUGCUUCCCCGCCGCCGAGCUCGCCUCCGUUGACGCCUACAGGCCCGCGCGCUGGUGCCAGCCUCCGCCUGCCCCUCCUCUCUUGCCGGCCACGCUGGGCAUGCCCCCGGCGCCUCUGCGCGCGCGCGUGCAGCCGCGGCUAG